Molecule: messenger RNA, 8020 nt
Organism: Malurus melanocephalus (red-backed fairy wren)
Lineage: Eukaryota; Metazoa; Chordata; Aves; Passeriformes; Maluridae
Gene: PIGG
Product: phosphatidylinositol glycan anchor biosynthesis class G
Exons: 13
Coding region: 92-3058 (988 amino acids)
Biological process (GO): GPI anchor biosynthetic process
Cellular component (GO): endoplasmic reticulum membrane
Source: RefSeq, a predicted model, not a curated record
CGCAGAGCCGGCGCAGAGCCGGCCGGGCCGGGCUGGGUCGGGUCCGUGCCGCCGCUGUCACAGCUGCCACCGCUGCCGGGRCUGAGCCAGCAUGCGGCUGCGCUCGGGGGUGUUCGCCUCCUCCUGCCUCCUGGUGCAGGCCCUGGGCGUCGCACUGUUCCUCCGCGGCUUCUUCCCGGUGCCCGUCAGGUCCCUGCCCCGCAGAGAGGCCCGCGCGGAGCCGCCCGCCGARCCGGCCCCGCCCGGCACAGGAAUGGUUUCUAACUGGACCAAGAUUCCUCCACCRCUUUUCAAAAAAGUUGUCAUUGUGCUGAUAGAUGCUUUGAGAGAGGACUUUGUGUUUGGAUCCAAAGGUAAACAGUUCAUGCCAUACACCACGCAAGUUGUUGAAAAAGGGACUUCCUACAGUUUCAUUGCUGAAGCCAAGCCACCCACUGUGACUAUGCCUCGAAUUAAGGCUUUGAUGACAGGUAGCAUACCUGGUUUCAUCGAUGUUGUUGUGAACCUCAAUUCUCCAGCUCUGUUGGAUGACAAUCUGAUAUGGCAGGCAAAAACGGCUGGGAAAAGAAUAAUAUUCUACGGYGAUGAUACUUGGGUUAAAUUGUUCCCAAAGCACUUCGUGGAAUAUGAUGGAACAACAUCGUUUUUUGUGUCAGACUUCACAGAGGUUGAUGAUAAUGUUACCAGACAUUUGGAUAGAGUGUUAAAGAGAGAAGACUGGGAUCUUCUAAUACUACAUUACCUGGGGUUGGACCAUAUUGGACAUAUGACUGGGCCAAACAGCCCAUUAGUGGGACCAAAACUUCGUGAAAUGGAUAACAUACUGAAAAAGAUUCAUAUUUCUCUUCUUUCAAAGGAGGAAGCUUCUCUGCCCAAUUUGCUAGUUGUUUGUGGGGAUCAUGGGAUGUCUGAAACAGGUAGUCACGGUGGCUCUUCAGAAGGAGAAGUGCAUACACCACUGCUGUUUAUCAGCUCUGCUUUUGAAAAGAGAAGUGGUCCUCUAGCCCAACCUGAACGUGUGCAGCAAACAGAUUUAGCUAGCACACUGGCAAUUGGUCUUGGUCUGCCAAUUUCAAGAAACAGUGUGGGGAACCUUAUAUUGCCAGUUGUUGGAGGCAAGACAAUGAGAGAACAGCUACGUUUUGUGCACUUGAAUGGGUUCCAGCUUAGCAGAUUGCUGCAAGAGAAUACACCUGCAUAUGAAAAAGAUCCUGGAUAUGAACAUUUUAAGAUAGCAGAAAAAUCCCAUGGUAAUUGGAUCAAACUGUAUUUAGAGGGGAAUAAUUCAGAAAUACUCUUAAAUCUUGGCAAGAAGGUCCUGAAGCUAUACUUGGAGGCCCUCAAGACUUUGAGUUCUUCAUUAAGCAAACAAGUAGCACAAUAUGACAUGUAUUCGAUGAUGGUGGGGACUGUCAUCAUUAUGGAGGUUCUGCUACUGCUUUUGCUCAGUGUUCCAAAAGCCCUGAGCAAGCGGGCAGAAUUUGAAGUACCCCUCUCCCCUCCACUAUUCUCUCUGCUGUUUUACUUGAUGUGUCUGAUGCUGUGCGCAGUUCAUGUCAUUGUAUGCACAUCYGCAGAAAGUCUGUGCUAUUUCUGCAGUAUGUCCUGGUUAACAGCAGUUGGAGUGAUGAUGCUGAUUUCUGCACUCAUGUGUGGUAUUUUAUCUGCUAUUGCAAAGAACUUUGAGAAUUCCAGACUUCCACUGAAGAAUCCUACUGUGUCCAGCUCUAGCUGGUCAGAAAUAGAUGUGCUGAUUCUGGCUGGAACCAUUGGCCAUGUUUUGAGUUUGGGGGCAAGCAGUUUUAUAGAAGAGGAACAUCAAACCUGGUAUUUUCUUAUCAAUACGCUUUGUUUGGUGCUGUGUCAGGAACUCUGUAGAAAUAAUUUUCUUCUGAAAGAAUGUGACCUUCAACAUAGCACCAAUGUGAAACAAAAUUUUGAUAGUAUGGCGGAAACCUCUGAGUGCAAGAAUAUAGACAUUCCAGCAGCAAUUAAUUCAAAACUGGGCAAGGCCACCUCUUCAUCUGAAUUCAUAAAAGGAUCAGAUAAAUGGAUAAGCUUAGCAACUCCAUGGAUCAUCCUUAUUUGCUGUCGGCUCCUUCGAUCCUUGAAUCAGACAGGUGUUCAGUGGGCUCAUCGGCCAGACUUUGGACAUUGGCUGACAAGCUCUGAACAUAAAUUUGAACUCUCCUUCUUGGCUGCAGUCUCSCUACUUCUGAUCUUCUUUCUGGUUCAAAGAAGGUGCUCCCUGGUUUCAAAAAUUGCUAUGGCACUUGGGCUCCUGGGAGUCUACAGUUACCGGGCAGCUAUUGGAAAUGUCACAUUUCCAUGGCAACAUGGUGGCAAAGAUAUUUCAAAGGGGAUUACUGAAGCUCGUUUUGUUUAUGUCUUUGUUCUUGGCAUAGUCUUCACUGGCACUAAAGAUUUACUAAAGUCACAGGUUAUUUCUGCAGACUCCAGCAUGAAGAGCACAGGAUUAUGGGAAGUAUAUAGCGGAUUGGUUCUACUAGCAGCUCUUCUAUUUAGACCUCACAAUUUACCAGUCUUGGUGUUUUGUCUGCUGAUUCAGACAAUGAUGACAAAAUAUAUUUGGAGACCUUUGAAAUUCGAUGCAGCACAGAUUACUAUCAUGCACUACUGGUUUGGCCAAGCUUUCUUCUAUUUUCAGGGAAAUUCAAAUGGCAUUGCUACUGUGGAUGUUUCAGCAGGUUUUGUGGGACUAGACAGCUAUGUGGAGAUACCAGCUAUCUUCCUCACAGCAUUUGCAACAUAUGCGGGACCUUUUCUUUGGGCCAUCCAUCUGCUGUGCUAUUUGAGUUCUGAAGUUAGCAGGAAUUCUGCAGCAGUGGGUCACGGCUGUUUCUGCUACGCUCUGAUGCGUUCGAUUCCAGUUGCCAUCUACGUUGUUUUGGUAACAGGUCUGCGCUACCACCUGUUCAUAUGGAGCGUCUUCUCGCCCAAGCUACUGUAUGAGGGAGUGCAUGUGUUCAUCACAGCUGCUGUCUGCCUGUUCUUCACAGCAAUGGAUCAGAACCACUCUUACAGAGUGCAAGACUGAAAAUAAGUGUGUGGUACGUAGUUCUGCAUUGUAAUGUCCAGUGUGCCACUGGAAUGGAAGAAGGGAAAUAAUGGUUUUACAUUGUUGUGCAUAUUUCGAAGAAUAAAUUGUUAAAAGAGUUGUUUAUUUUAGUCAAGAUCAGGAUUUGAAGGGUCUGUCCUGUGUUAAAACUGAGUUUGCUUSAAAAAUGUUGAAUUGAAAUAAACUAUUUUUCAUGGAUACCUUUUGUUCUAUAGCUAUCAUUAUAGCACUCUCCAAAUAAUAGAAUGGUGAUAUUAGAAUGUUUUGAAUUUAAAAAUAUACAUAUUAAUAUAAAUACAGACCAUUGUCUCAUGGGCACUGAAAAAAUCUUGUGUGCAUAUGUAUUUUUUACCUUCUUGGACUACAGAAUCCUGAAAAUGUACAGGAUUUCUUGGUGCUGUUCACCAGAUCUUGAAUCUGUUAGCCUCAGGGGGGUUUUGUGUUUGUUUUCUUUCCAGUGGAUGCAUUUGAACAUAUUAAAUUAUUAUUGUAUAAGCAUCCCAGGUAAGAGAUUUUGUUUGUUUUGUAUAGGCACCAAGCAUUUCUAUUUAAAAACAGCAUUUUCUUUGUAAGAUGAGUGCAAUGAUUAUUUGUAAUGGAUUUCGAUCUGCACUUCAGACACUGAAUAAGAAACAUUUAUGGUCUAAGUAAUGARUCUUCUAUGGAGUCCAUUCACUGCUAAAAUGUUGUUUCUCCUUAUCAGUGUAUAAAUGUUAAAUCAGGUCAGUGGCAGCCACGCUGARCAUUUGAUCAUGUUUUCCACAUUUGGGUAGAGAGUUGUGAGCAGUGAGCAGGAAAACAGUUUUAUGGACUAAGUUACCAGCAGAAUAAAAGGUGUAAAAGGUGUGUUUUCAGUUUGCAUCGCCAUGUCCCUGGUGACCUGCCUAGCCAUCUCACUUGAAUGUGCUGUGAUUAAUUUCUGACAAUGCUGUUUUCCUGCUUCUGUCAAGAAGAUAUAUGUUAAUGACUAUACUGACUAUCAGUAUCCAUGUGGGGAUUUUUUGCAUCAUAGUUUUGUCCAUAUUAGUAGUUUGUUUGAGUUAGUCUAAAUAGGUUCAAGGUAUAUCAGAAGAGAACCAUACAGAAAACUUUUAACUUUUAUAAUAAAUAUGAGAAAAGAAAGAUUUCAACAGCUAUAUAGUUGACAGAAUAGUUGUUAGACUUGCUGAUGCACUUUUUGUCUCAUGUUUCAGAUAAUGCAGAUCUCAAAAYGUAGGCCUUUAGUUUUUAUACAUUAAUAAUUGGCCAUCUGGAUUACUAAUAAUGAAAUGUUUUUUCAGCUAUAAAACAACCAAAAUUUUCAAUAUAUUGGCAACAGACUGCUCUUUACCUGGAGGAGAGACUAUGGGAUCUUAAUGUYAUUUGCUGUGACCUGCUGGAAGAUUGAAGAUUAAAUACUUUUAAUAAAUCACUUUUUACUGCCAACUAUGGUUAUUUAAAACAAUUUGUAUUUAUGAAUCUGCACCUACCAUUUUCAUAAUUCUCAAUAUUUUUCUGGUUACCUGCUGGCUAGCCACCAUGUCAGCAUUAUCAACCUCUUUUCUGUUUACUUAUGUGAUUAGUUCAUAAGCAGUCCUUCCUAAAAUUCAUACUGAGCAUAUUUGUAAGAUAUUUGAUUUGGAAAGAAAGGGUGCUAAUAAAGAGAUUGAAGGGGUAGAGCAGAAAUUGCAUCUGGUUACAGAUUCCUAAAACAAUGUGGAAUGACAGUCACAUGAUCUUUUAUUCCUUCUUUUUUUUUUGUUUUUCUGUCUAGUAUAUCUCUUUUAUCAAAUAGUGAAAUCUUAAUUAAUGUGUAUGUAUUGAGAUUGCAUUUUUUUUUCAGAUUACUUACUUAAAUAGUCAGUGUCCCCCUUCUCCUCUGAAAUUGAAAGAUGUCCAGAUUGGACGCAGAAUAAAAUGGCUUGGGAAAACUGUUAUUUAGGUCUUCAAGACCAAGAAAGGAAGGAAGGAGAAGAGACUGCAUCUCUGUCUCAAAUUAACUCAUGAGGUUGUGUGAUAUAUGAAAGAAAUAUGGUGCUUUCAAUUUCAGAAUCGAUAUUUUUAUUCUUUCUCACCGUUUCCCUUUGGGUAUAGGCAAUUAGACAAUCUUUUACCUUCAUCAGCUUAUGGGUUCUAGCGAUGCAAAGCUGAGGCAGYGAAGGAAUGAGUUGGUUCUUGCUGCAGGCAAACAGACUUUAACUGGGGGAUUAUGUUAUAAUAAUUUUAUUUUAAAUCAACAUGAAGUUUCGGCAUUUGAUCUGAAUGUACAGAGAACGUAAAUGCCUGAGCACAAAUUCUUAUCUCACUAGUUCGCUGUUCUACCUCCCUUCUUGUCACGUUCAACAUGUUUCUAACCCUCAGACAAGGAGACAAGUGACACGGGAAGCAGGAAUGCUACUGGGGAUUUUUUUUUGGCAUUUUGAGCAUACCAGUGUCCUCUGUCCAAGUCAUCUCKUGUCCCUGCUUCAGUGUGGAAUCAGCCUGGGCUGCAGCCUCCUCAGUAGUACCCUAUGCACAGGCACAGACUCCUCCCUAAAUGCCUUCUGAGCAGGGAUGUUUGCUCUGUUUGGAUAAAGUUUUGCCAUGGUAAACAUUUCUGCUCAGCACCUUCACUGCUUGUCAAAGACAGGUUCAGCCAGUUGCUGUGGUCUGUAGGUGGCUCUGCUACAUUUCACUAGGUCACCAUCAGUCAGCACAGACCAAAGCUUGUAACUGAUGUCCCCUAUGAUCCCACARAUUCAAAGUGGUGAAGCUUGAGCUUCAUUCUUGUAAAUGAAUUCYGGUUUAAGAAAAAAAUACUAAAUCUGUUUGUAUUUCAUAUAUUCUAUAUCUGUAUUUCUGCUCUCUAGGGAAAAAAAAACCCUCUGUUUUCCUUGGUUCUACAUAAGCCAGCAGGAAAUCCACAGCAUGCCCUCAGCCUUUCCAGUAGCCAGGACAUGCAUGCUAGGCCACUGUUCCUCUGUGAUUCUCUUAGUAAGGGUACGGGGAGUUUCUGGAAUCCCUCACAUAAAGCAUUUGCAAACUUAAACAAGAUUUAACUACACACAUGCACAGUUGUGGGAAGUGGGGCCAUGGUUGCAGGUUACCAUGAAGGGCUUCCCCUGAAAAACCAAGGUUUCCCUGUCUGCUUCACCAGCAGAAAGAGGGGAAAAAAGCUGUGGCCCCACUGGUCAGUGGGGCAGGAGGGGUGUCAUUAUAAGCCUCCCACUCUCCUAACUAUGAAAGAGUAUGAUCAGGGGAUGUUUGUGAGGUUAGCAUUGCACCAUCUAACUUUCCUUUCUAAGGAGAGUCUGGGGAGUAGCUGGCCAUAGUUGGCCAUCAGCCUCUCCUCAGUGCACAAGCAGGUAAUAUAGAGGGAGUCUGUUCGCCAAGAACUGGAUGGUGGGAAAAUGACUGAAAGGAAAUUUGCAGGACAGCUUGUUGCUGGCCCAUUUAUUGGUUCUUCUCUACCUAAACAAGACCUUCAKCAGGGUGUACUUGGUAGCCACAUGUUGAGCAAUAGAUGAGUGGGCGUGAAGGUGGAGUUGAUCUCUGGGCUCCAGGGGUUGACUUCAGUAGUCUGAGGUCCCUUGGUUGGCUGAGAAGUGAUGGGAGGAAGUGGAGAGAGAAUGGGCAGCAGUACAGCCUGGGCACAUGGGCUGGUAAUGGUGCAGGAUGGUGCCCAUGGGCUGGUGAACAGCCCUGACAGCCUGAUCCUGUUCCCCAGCUUGUCAGUAUUCAAGGAAAAAGCAUACACACACACACACGUGUGUCUGCAUGGACAUGCAGUACCUGGCCCAGGUCCCAGUGGCCUGCCCUGCUGCUGUCGCCCAGACAAGGGAAUCCCUGAGGCUUCCAGCUUCUGUUGCUGGUAUCCAGACCUCUUACAAGUGUGUCCCACUUGAAGUUCACUACUGUUCACUGCUGUUCGCUACCAAAAGUAGAGGAUGCACUCACAAAGAAGCAGGAUUUAGUGAGAGAAUGGGACACUCAGUAGAGAUGAAGAACUGCCACAGGGAAGUAUACACACUAGAAGCCUGUUUAUGCUGAGCCAGCACUUUAAAUCCACAUUUUCUUCUGCUUUAUCAUAUGAAUUCCUUUCUGAGCCAUCCUUCCUUUUCCCCUCCUUUUGUCUCCUCCCUAAGUAUUACAUAAUGACUUGCAUCUUCCAUCAAUCCCCUUAAACACAUGCAGUAAGCUUUACUGAAUCCUGAAGUGCUUUUCCCUUUGCAUCCCAUGAGUUGUGUGCUCCUUCAGGCAGUAAAUUCCUUCAGUCUGCAAGGUCUUCAGGGGGAGGAGUUUCUUUUUUUGACUAAUCGGGGUGUGCUUCACACCAGGGACARUUGUCCAUUUGAUUAGUGAGUGAUAUUGUCAUCUGAAUAAAUUACUAUAAAUUGCUGAUUGAGCAAUUAGGUUAGCAGAGACCCUGAGCAAGUGCUUGCCUGUCUGACCUUCAUGCAGUCAUGAACAAUCUUUUAUCAGCUGAGUUCACAGUGAUUUGUGCCUUGUUUCAACCUGGGGAUGAGGAAGCAUCGGAGACCUUUUGCAUGCAGUCAGCUCCAAGGAGUGGGGGAAUGGAGAUAAUGGAGGUAAAUUCCUCUUGGAAGGGCACAGGGAGAGCUUCAAAGGCAACAAGCACAAGUUGCAGUACAGGACACUUCCAGGAGGUCAGCAGGCUCUUCUCUUACCUGGGUGUUUAUUAUGGGGAUGGGGCCCAGACCUUCACCCUGGGAGAUCUUCCAGCAUUGGAUCAACCUCACUUAGUUGUCCCUGCUGUUGGCUGGAAAUUGCUCUCUGUGAGCUCCAAAGAUCUCUUUCAGCCAACAUUUGUCAAGGGUUCUGUGGUUUUGUUGUGUUUGAAAUUGUCUCUGCAAUUUCUUACUGUUUCACAUGUUACUUCCUGAAGUUAGAAAGCUUUGUCAUUGAUUUCAUAAUAAAACUUUAAAAAUAAAAUUAACCAAUAAAAAAGAAAAUGUAUGUCAU